Messenger RNA from Fusarium oxysporum Fo47, 2964 nucleotides. Its product is annotated as male sterility protein-domain-containing protein. The transcript is spliced from 4 exons. Lineage: Eukaryota; Fungi; Ascomycota; Sordariomycetes; Hypocreales; Nectriaceae. Bases 1 to 2964 code for a protein of 987 amino acids. The record is from RefSeq and is a predicted model, not a curated record.
AUGGCCCUCGAUGCAAGGACAAUUGACGAGCUUGUCCGGCUAAAUGCCGAGCGCAACAAGGAUCAUGUGGCAGUUAUCGAGUCGCCUACAGGUGAUCAACAUUCUCAGUCAUACACGUCCAAGCAAAUCGAUGACUUUGCUUUCCAAGUUGCAUGUGUCUAUUCUGAGAAAUACGACUUGCAACCUCGGACCUCAUCUCACCAGAAGCCCAAAGUUGUUGCGUUAUGCGGUAUUGGAGACUUUGAGUAUCUCAUUACUGCACUCGCUAUAGCCAAGCUUGGCCAUACUACUUUGUUUCUAUCUCCAAGAUUGCCUCUCGAGAGCUGUGUUGGACUUUUAAGACCCUCAAACGCGGCGUUGCUGCUGGUUCAACAAGGCCAGCAAUCCCUGGCAGAAUAUGUAAAUGGUGAUUCUCUGGAUGUUGCGGCCGAGGCUGUUGCGCCAAUCGACCAAGGCAUGCCAACCCGCAGCAUAGAGGGCAGGCAGAAUACCAAUCUGACAGCAGCCCUCGAUAUAGAGGCAGAGAGAAACACGGCUGUAUGGAUCCUCCACUCAAGUGGCUCAACAGGUCUUCCCAAGCUGGUAUCCGUUCCCAACGGAGCUGCACUGCGUCGCUACACGGCAAAUCUCGGUAGCCUUGGACUCGACACUCUUACAACUGUACCACUGUAUCAUGCAUUCGGAAUGAGCAGCUUCUUUCGUUGCUUCAUAAGCCAAAAGACGAUUCAGCUUUACGCAAAACUCCCCAUUACAACCAGCCAUCUAUUGCAAGCUACACGAGAUCGAAUGUUUGGGUUGUUCUCUGCUGUGCCCUUCACUAUCAAGCUGCUAGCAGAGUCAGAAGAGGGUAUGCGCUUUCUGCGUGGCUUCAGUGUCCUCACGACUGGUGGAUCACCUAUGCCAGAGGAUCUGGGUACCGAAUUGCCCCCAAGAUCAGAGACCGGAACACUCCUGACUUCGUUGCGCCCGGCUGAAGACCACGAAUGGAGCUGGUUACGAGUCCCUGAGGAGGAUGGCCACCUUCUCCGGUUUGAACACCAGGGAUCUGACACGUAUGAGCUGAUAUGCCCCAAGGCAUGGUCGAUGCUGGCAGAUUCGAACCAGGACGACGGUUCAUGGAGAACAAAGGACUUAUUCACCAAGCACCCAACCAUUCCUGGUGCAUUCAAGUACAUAGGAAGAUUGGACGAUAUCUUGGUGCUUGAGAAUGGUGAAAAGUUCAAUCCAAUCUCUGUCGAGAGCGAAAUCUCAAGCUCCCCGCUCAUAGAUGGAUGCAUCAUUUUUGGCACAGGAAAGCCAGCUGCUGGUAUCGCUGUGAUUCCUUCCGAGGUAACAGAUCAUCUGACUAAGGAUGAGUUCAGGCUUUUACUGAGGCGCACCAUCGACAAAGCUCAGACUUCGUUACCGAUGUAUGGAAGAAUCACUGAGGAUAUGAUUCUUUUGUUGCCCAGAAACUCAGUUGCUCCCCGGACGGACAAAGGUACCAUCAUACGAAGCAAGUUCCUUAAGGCCUAUAAGCAGCAAAUUCAGGCCAUCUACGAAAAACAGGAUGCGGCUGUCGAAAGGAGACAGUACACGAAAGAUGAGAUAUUGAAGUUUUUGUCAAAGCAGCUCCUUCGCAGCGCAAUAAUGAAGCACGUCGACCUCGGAGUAAACAAACUCGGCAUCAACGUGGUAUUCGACUUUCCCACAAUUGCUUCGCUAGCCCAGGAGAUAUCCAGGGUUAGCUCCGGUGCAGAGGCUAGCAGUCUUGACGCCAAGGACGAACAAGAUGCGGCAAAUAUGUUACAGCGAUAUGCAAACUUCGGCGGCCAAAGAAGAGAACCAUGCAGUGCACGCACUUUGAGCCAAAACAUCCAGGUCUUGACUGGAGCGACUGGCUCACUCGGAGCACAUCUACUGGCAAAGCUGGCCCUUUCUUCAUCUGUUCAGACAGUCUACUGCCUCGUGAGGGCAUCAUCUAACGCGAAUGCCCAAGAACGUGUCGAGAAGUCGUUGGAAGAGAGAAACCUGAGAUCAAACUUUCCAGAAGAGCUGCCGCGGAAGAUUACUUGCUUGGCGGCUGAUCUUUCUGACCAAUACUUGGGUCUCGGGAAGGACACCUUUCGAUCUAUCGCGAGAGACGUCGAUAUAGUCUAUCACUGUGGAUGGACUGUCAACUUCAACCAACGUCUAAGCACAUUCGAGAAGUCAUGUGUUGCAGGCGUUCGCCAUCUGCUCGAUCUCUGUUUGGCCGGCUCUGGUUUAGCUGCCGCGCGUUUCAUCAUGUUCAGCUCCAUCGGCACUAUCAUGAGUACAUCAGAGGACACCAUCCCUGAGCGCCUACCAAGGUCCCUUGCAGAAGCCAACCGGACUGGAUACUCGCGCUCUAAGUGUGUCGCAGAGCAAAUCUGUGCCAAAGCUGCGGCUGAAGCUGGUCUUCAAGUAGCGAUCGUUAGAAUUGGUCAGAUUGUUGGCGAUACUAUCAAUGGCAUCUGGAAUACAUCUGAAGCGGUGCCAUUGAUGAUCAGAUCAGCUCAAACAAUUGGAGCACUGCCGACUUUGCAAGAGCGAGUCCGAUGGUUACCUGUCGACGAUGUGGCACAGAUUGUUAUCGAGAUUGGAUCAAGCGAUGCUAUAGUAGCAAACGAGACAUCUGUCUUCAACAUAGUGAAUCCUCAUACUCUCAGGUGGACAAAAGACUUACUCCCACUGCUAGCCCAGAAUGGUCUGGCCUUCCAGGCUGUUCCACCUUCGGACUGGCUCAAAAGACUUGAGGGGUCUGAUACUGAUCCCAAGGCAAACCCACCAAGAAAGUUGCUUGAGUACUUCAGAAGGCAAUGCCAGCAUCAAGACAGUGAGGAGCGAGAGUGGGAAACGAGUAGGGCAGACAAAUGGUCCCCAACUUUCCAUAAGUCGAGUGCACCGAGUCCGCAGUUGAUCUCAGUCAUAGUUGGUUAUUUCAAAGGGGCUUGGAAGGUGUAA